UCAUCACCAAGUGACAGCAAGGAAAGAGUGCGCCUUGGGACAUAAGGGUGAUCCAUUUUUUUUCAUGGCGGAGAUGGAGGCCGGCUCGACUUUGGGAGCAACGGAGGUUGAGGCGGCUGUUGUGACCUCAACCGCGGCGCCUAAUGCUCCGGUGCCCCUUCCCAUCUGCGUCGAGCUGCCUUCUUUUCAGGCGGCGCGAGCACUGGCGGAGAACCGCUACUCUUGCCUUGUGGUGGUGCCGCACCGGAGGCAUAUCGCGCUCCCGCCGCGCUUCCUGAAUCGCAAACGGACAGGGAUUUGCGCGCAGUUAGAUGCUGAACUGCGCCGUUACUCAGAUAGUUUUCAAGGAGUUCCUGUGGCUUAUGAUGAUAUUAAAAUAACUAAAGAACUGGGUGACAUAAUUGAUGACAUUGGGGCCAUCCAUCUGGAUAUAGAAGCUACUUUUGUUGUCUUUCAGCCCAAGCCAGGGAAAAAACUCGUGGGUAUAAUUAAUAAAGUGGCACCUAGCCAUAUUGGCUGUCUGGUUCAUGAAUGUUUCAAUGCUUCUAUCCCCAAACCAGAUCACAUAUCAAUAGAAGAAUGGAAAAACUUUGGUUUUCAAAUAGGCAUUAGACUGGUAUUUAAGGUGCUGCAUUUUGAUUCAGACGCUGCUGGAGUAUUCUGCAUUCGAGGAAAAUUGUGUAAAAACAGUCUUGGAGAAGAGAUGCUGAAGGAAAAAUGCAAGAAAAAAUACGAAAAACAUUGUGAUGUACAUAUUGGCUCAGAGGAGAUGGAAGUUGAUAUAUCAAGUGUUGGGAUAGAAGACAGAGAAAUGAAUAAUGGUGAUGAUGAAGAUGAUCAUGGUAUAUAUGAUAAGCCUGAGACAGAGAAUGGGCAAGAUGGAGCAGAGGUGGGAAUGCAUGCCAGUGACUCCAGUGGUUACCAUAGUGAUCAUGGUAAAUCUAAGAAAAAGAAAAGAAAACUUUUUGAGGAGGAAAAUGGACACUCUGGUUUGUUAAAAUCUAAAGCUAAAAAGAAGAGAAAAGAGUGAAAAUGUCUGAAUAAUACCAAUGUGCCUUACCUGUGUUUGGAACUCUUCUGUCAGUAAUAUUUUGACAUUUUUAUUUCAUUUUAGCAUCUCUAAUUAAUGUCUGAAGAAUUCCAUUGUAGAUGCUGGACUUCAAUAAUGCCUAAAAUAAUAUGAGAAAAGACAUUUAUGUUAUUGUCUAGCUUUUAACUAGCAGUGUAUUUAAAGUUUUAGAGAAAAAAAGUCCAAAUCCUAAAUUAAGUUCUUUCUCUGAGCUAUAUAUUUAGUUUUGAAUAUUUGUUUUCAGAGUGAUAUUAAAGAACCUUCCUGAAAAAUUACUAUAUGAGAACUUAUUUGUACUCCGUGUUAAAAUCACAAUAACUUUCAAGACUUCUUUUAUGCCAACACAGUGAAGGAGAAAUUGAUCCCUUAAUUAUGGAUGUAUAUAUAUUAGGAGUGGGACCUGGGUUUUCUAAUUUGGUGCCUUGAACUUCAGCAUACCUACCUGGAUGCCACUAGGUUCUGUCACCACCUUAUGAUAAGCAAGCAAUUUGCCAUAUUGAAAACAAAAGUUCCAGAUCCAAGUAUCAUCUUUAUAUACAAGGGUGGUUUGGGGCUCAAAUAGAUCCAUUAGCUUUAUUUAAAAAUAAAAAGAGUGGAAGGCUUUAUCCGUAGACCUUGUUUAAAAGUUUCCAUUACUACAAGAAAAUGUUUUGUAGUUAUGUUCUUUAGUAGUCCUGCCAUUUCAAUUGCUAUUUUGUGAAAAUCCUCACGUCUCAAAUUUUUAAUACAGCCACAAGUUUGAAAAGAAAUAGUAAUAGUCUUUUAAAAGUAUUCUAUUAUUAUGAAUACCUUUGAAAAUUAUUCUUAAUAAUAUAAAUUUCCAUCUAUUUCUGUAAUGAAAGAUCGGAGGAAUUGAGAUUCUGCUUCUGAGGAAAGUUAAUUGAUGGUAACAAUACAAUUUUUAAUGGUUUUAUAAAUUAUCACACAGAUAAAUCUAUACAUUUUGUAGAAUUUUUUCAGACAGGACUCUAAUCAAUGGGUUUAAAAAUAUAUAUAUAUUUAUCUUAAAUGUUGGAUAAUCUUUCCUACAAAGUGUUUAAAAUAGUAGAAUGUAACAUCUUGGAAGAAAGUAGAUAUACCUUCAUUAAAUGUUUAAAAAAACUAGAUAGCCACUUAGGAGUUCUUGUACCAAAAACUUAAAAUACUAUGACCCGUAGUAUGAAUCAUAUAUAGGAACACUUGUACUGUGGGUAUUUGUGUUUUUGAAUCAUUUUAAUAGAAAAAUGUUUUUUAAAAAGAAUCCACUUCUUUCAGGCCACUUCUAGGAGACUGGUAUAAACCAGUUUUGUCCUCUUUGAGAUUCAUUAAGUAUACAAAGUGAUAGAUUCAGCUGUGCGGUUCAACUGUGCAGUUGAAUUCAUACGCCAUUGACUGAUGAUUAUGCACCAUAUCAUAAUUGGGCAAGCAAUGGUUUUUCACCCUAGGAAAUGAAAGUUGGGUUUUGAAGAAACAGGAUAGAAAUAACAUUGAUUUUGAAAUUGGUAUUGGAGAAGACUUCUGAGAAUGUCAUGGAGAGCCCAGGAAACAAAUAAAUGGGUGGUAACAGAGUCACAAAUUAUUGUUUUGAACAUAGAUAUAUACUGUCUCCUAGUGGUCAAUAUAUAUAUAUAAAUACCAAGUAAGAUCUUCACUGUUUAAAGACAGGGAAAAUCCCCUCCUUCCAAUCUAUGGCAGGAAGUAGGUCUAUGGAUAAGUAGGUCAGGUUAAACCUUGCAUGUUAAGAAUAUAAUGUAAUGUAACAUUCAUAAUUGGUCAGAAAACUUUAAAAAAGGAAGAGAGACUUACCAGUCAUGCCAGUUAAGUGACUGGGCCAGUCACUCACUCUUAGCUCAAGUCACUAUAUAGGAUUGUUGUAGGAAAAAUAGGAGAAAAGAGUAUUAGGUAUUUUCACUGUUUUGAGUUAUUUAUAAAAGUAUAAUAUAGGCGGGAUUAAAAAAUCUUUAAAAAGUCUAAAUAUAGAUACUUUCUAUAGGAUAAAUAUUAAGUGUUCUUUUUUAUACAAGAAAAAAGCUCAGCUGGAUCAGAUGAACAACUAUUUUAGUCUGUUACUUCACAUUGUCAACACAGGGUGCUCACAAGCCGAAGUUAGAGGCUUGAUUUGUGCAUUAAAAUAUUAAAUAUGCAAUGUAGACAUUUUCCUGCCAAAGGAAUGCUGUUGGCUGCCAUCUAAAAUGACCCAGAGUUUAUAUUUUUAUUGUUACCAUGGGUUUAAAACUUCAGAAUGAGCAGAAUCCAAUCAGUUGGAUGUAAACCUCUGUGAAAACACUUGAAUGAACUAUAUAUCAACUUCAACCAUAACUGUGAGAUUAUAGUCCAUUGUGGAAAAAAAGAAAUUAUGAUUUCUCAGUUCCAUGUAAAAUUGAUGACUGAAACGUGGCAACUCAACUGAGGGUUGGUGUUAAUGUGAAAUAAAUGGCUUUUAAAUGAAAAAAGAUGCUUUUCACAGUGUAAGGUGGAUUUGUGAUUAAAGGGGAAAAAUACCUGGCAAUCUCAGUGGAAAAGUAUAGAAAUCCAGCUUUUACCUCCCUUACUAUAUAAUCGGGGGGGGGGGUUCACUUUCUUUGUUCACUUCUGUGUUUAAUGGUCUGCAGCACUGCUGACUGCACAUUCCAUUGAAUCCCAAGUGGGAAGUCCUCCAAGGCCUUGUUUUUCUUCGAGAUCAGCAAUGGUGGACAUCUUUUCCCUAUUUUCACAAUAUCUUCCUACCCCACCCAUCCUUGCAAAUAAAUUGGAACACAAAUUCAGAAGAGACACAUACAAUGGACUAUUAUAUCUCUAAACUGUCUGAAUAUCACAGGAUGAAAAUAAACUUCAGAAAUAAUUAAGCAAAACUAGAAUGCUACAAACAACAAAUAGGAAAUAAUAAAGAUUUGCCAAAAUUAGUAGUAUUAGUAUUUAAAUCCUAAUCCAAACAUGAAUAAAAGGAGAAAGGAAGUUGAGAAAUUUGGCAAGGAUCAUGCUCCAAAUUGAACUGCUAUAUGUUCCAUUGAUUUAAACACUUAGAUCAGGGUGUCAAACUGGAACCGGAUGUGUCAUGUGCCCAUCCUGGCUCUGUAAAGGCAAAAAAAAAUAUGUCAUGAUACAUCAGUGACGAGAUCAAGUUUGACACCUGUGACUUAGUCAUUUAUUCAGUAAUAACCUAUCACUUGCAUAUUGACAAGACUAAAUUAAGUGGGAUUACUUUGAUGAGAGAAAGCUUUUACAAUAAGGAUCAAUAUGAUAUCCUGUUAGAGCCUAGAUGAAGAACAUUAUUUUUAAAACAAUUAGGCUUCUUUAAUCAUGGCUCAUCAGUUUUGAUUACAUUAAUUUAUAACACAGGUCCCCAAUCUUUCUGACUCCAUGGAUUGGCAGUGGUGAUGGAGGUGGGGAGAUGUUUUGUAUACGCAAUCUAUACCCUGCACAUGUGCAAAUGAAGCUACCAUGCCCACCCAACAGGCUACAUACCGAUACAAUAAAACUAUUUCAUAAACAAUUAAAUGCUCCAGCUAAACAAAUUCAUAUAUUUUAAUAAUCAGAACUUAAUGUUCUUGCUUUACUGGCCAUAACUAACUGGCCAUAAUUAAAAUUUCUACUUAUUACAGAAAAAACAUACAGUAUAUUGUUCAUCUUCAUCAAGAAUUAAUUCCCAAUUAGUGAUAGAGAAUUAUACUUAAUCUCAGUAAACGUGUAGAAACUUCUAGCCUUAAUUUUUUUUACAGCUAUAAUUAUGUUUUUAAAAUUACCAAAAAUGUUUACGAUAUAAUUCUCAAGAAUAGAAUAGAAUAGAAUUUUAUUGGCCAAGUGUGAUUGGACACACAAGGAAUUUGUCUUGGUGCAUAUGCUCUCAGUGUACAUAAAAGAAAAGAUACCUUCAUCAAGGUACAACAGUUACAAUACUUAAUGAUGGUCAUAGGGUACAAAUUUAACACUUAAUGAUACAACACUAUCAUAAAGAUUACCAGCAACAAAGUUACAGUCAUACAGUCAAGUGGAAGGAGAUGGGUGAUGGGAACGAUGAGAAGAUUAAUAGUGCAGAUUUAGUAAAUAGUUUGACAGUAUUGAGGGAAUUAUUUGUUUAGCAGAGUGAUGGCGUUCGGAGAAAAACUGUUCUUGGGUCUAGUUGUUUUGGUGUGCAGUGUUCUAUAGCGUCGUUUUGAGGGUAGAAGUUGAAACAGUUCAUGUACAAGAUGUGAGGGAUCUGUAAAUAUUUUCAUGGCCCUCUUCUUGAUUCGUGCAGUAUACAAGUCCAGUGGAAGGCAGGUUGGUAGCAAUUAUUUUUUCUGCAGUUCUAAUGAUCCUCUGAAGUCUGUUUCUGUCUUGUUGGGUUGCAGAACCAAAUCAGACAGUUAUAGAGGUGCAAAUGACAGACUCAAUAAUUCCUCUGUAGAACUGAAUCAGCAGCUCCUUGGGCAGUUUGAGCUUCCUGAGUUGGCGCAGAAAGAACAUUCUUUGUUGUCCUUUUUUGAUGAUGUUUUUGAUGUUAGUUGUCCAUUUUAGAUCUUGCAAUAUGGUAGAACCUAGAAAUUUGAAGGUUUCUACUGUUGAUACUGUGUUGUCUAGUAUUGUGAGAGGUGGAAGUAUUUCUAUGGUCUUGAGUGUGUUCAGUUCCGGAUUGUUUUGGUCGCACCACAAGGCUAGUCGUUCAACCUCCCGUCUGUAUGCGGAUUAAUCAUUGUCUCGAAUGAGACUGAUCACUGUUAUGUCAUCUGCAAACUUCAAUAGUUUAAUAGAUGGAUCGUUAGAGAUGCAGUCAUUGGUAUACAGAGAGAAGAGAAGUGGAGAGCACACAGCCUUGGAGGGCCCCUGUGCUAAUUGUACAGGUAUCUGAAGUGAUCCCGCUUAGCUUUACCUGCUGCGUCCUGUUUGUUAGGAAGCUUGUGAUCCACUUACAAGUCUGUUCAGGUACCUGCAGCUGGUUUAGCUUAGUCAGAAGAGUGUCUGGAAUGAUGGUAUUGAAUGAUGAACUGAAGUCUACAAAGAGGACCCUUGCUUGAGUCUUUGGAGACUCAAGAUGUUGUAGGAUGUAGUGCAGAGCCAUAUUAACAGCAUCAUCUGUUGAUCUAUUUGGUCGGUAUGAAAAUUGCAAGGGGUCUAACAGCAGAUCCAUGAUGGUUUUCAAGUGGGACAGCACUAAUUCUCAAGAGGGAAAUACGGAAUGUAAAUAAUGUUUUAUAUAGGAUAAGAACAAAAAAAAGAGGAAACUUUCUGAAUUUUGGGACCAUGUUCUGGAAUUCUUUGAGAAUUACUUUCUUUUAGAGGAAUCACCUAUCAUAAAAUAACUCCUUUUCAGAGGUUCCAUGCUGUUCCAGUUUGCUAUUGUCCUAGAAUGAGGAGACAGAUGGGCAUACUUCCAAAUAUUGGGAGGUAGCUACGAAAUGUUUUUUAAAAAAUCUAGAAGUAUCUGUAUGACUUCAUAUCACUUCCAUAAAUAGUAUUUUGUAGCAAUAUUUUAAAAAAUCAUGAGCAGCAGAGAGCAUGAUGGAUCCUAGCUUCCUAUUUCCGGGCUUCAUUGUGAUAUUUGAAUGUUUCCCAUUUCAUUAUUUCUGUUAUAUGCCUCAUUUCAGAUUCUUUAUUUGAUUCCUUGAACUGGAAAUGACAAAAAAUCUCCCUAUGGGACAUUCUGAUGAAGAAUGGUUCCUCUCCCAAGAAGUAGGCAAGCUUAUUGUAUUUACUUAAAUUUUUCUAGCAGAAAUUUUUAAAAUGCUUUUAGGAUUUAUUUCAUUUUGAAACUUUCUCAAAAUAUUUUUGUAUAGGGGAACCCCGUCCUCAAACUAUUUUUACUUAUUAUCCAGUAUCUAUAAGAAUGUCAAACCAUGUGUAUUCAAAUCUUCUAAAAGACUGCUUUAUUUUGCUUUUCUAUAAUGCCACAGGGUGGAGUAUUGUUUUAUAUAUUGAUAAUAGAUCUUAUGCUUACAUAAUAACAAUUGUGAAAAAGUCAUCAGAAGUUUUUCAUUUAAAAGCCACAUAAAAAUGAAAUGACUUUUUCUGUACACCUAGUAUGUAGAAGAGGUGUAAGCUGGUAAAGCCUAUUAUUAAGAACACAGUAGCCUGCAAUUACUGCAGGUUCGAGCCCGGCCCAAGGUUGACUCAGCCUUCCAUCCUUUAUAAGGUAGGUAAAAUGAGGACCCAGAUUGUUGGGGGGGCAAUAAGUUGACUUUGUAAAAAAAAAAAUAUACAAAAUAGAAUGAGACUAUUGCCUUAUACACUGUAAGCUGCCCUGAGUCUUCGGAGAAGGGCGGGGUAUAAAUGUAAACAAAAAAAAAAGAAAGAAAUAGGAAGCCAAUUACAUUAACCUUUUCUAGGAAAAAAACAGAACUAAAAUAAUUACAUCACCUUUAUUUACACCUCUGUUUCUGUUCUUGCAAAUCAUUCUUAAAGUAUUCUCACUAAAAUCAUUGCUUCUUGUCUUAUUUGUUUUUAAAACUUUUCACCCUACUAUUUCUCAAAAUCUCAACCUUAUCUAAACAGUGCAAUAGUCUUUUCUUAAUUUUGAACAUUUAAUCUUUUUCAUAUGUGGUCCUCAUUCAUUUUUUUUAUUUGCCACAAACUAUGUAUAUGCUUCUAUACUCUUCACUGAUUUUUAUAAUCAGCUUUCAUUUAUUAAUAUCUAUUCAUUCUGGAUCCCAUUUCUUCUUCUUUUUUAAUCAUACACCUCCGUCUUAAGCAUCCCAUUUUUCCUGUAUUCAACUCAGUGUUUAUAUUUCUCUGAACAUAAACUCUUAUUUCCAUGCAGCAAAACUGGCAGUAAUAUGCUCUUGUGCACUGCCGUUUUUUUUUUAUUAUUAUUUUAACAAAUGCCUUACAACAUCCACUCAUAUCUUUUUACUAGCUUCCUCUAUCCAUUCUCUUAACUUCAGUAAUCAUUCUACCAAGGUAUCAUAAUAGCAAUAGCAAUAGCAUUUAGACUUACAUACUCCUUCAUAGUGCUUUUACAUCCCUUUCUCAGCAGUUUACAGAGUCACCAUAUUGCCCCCAACAAUCUAGGUCCUAAUAAUUCUACUUGCUCUCCCUUUUUGCCAUAUAUUUAUAACCUGCCACUGUUCACCCGACUUUCCUUAUCAUCCUUGGUUUUAGAUUAAUUGAUUUUCAGAUAAAUACUGUAUCAUUGCAUACAAUCUUUGAGAAAAAUAUUUUGUAUUGUCUAGUAAUAACGUAGAAUCAUUGCUGUAUAAAAGUACAUAUAUGUUUGUCUCCAGCUACUUGUGAUAUCAUCAAAAGCAUUUUUUAUUCAUUAAUACAUGAAACUACUAUGGUAAAAUAUGUGUUCUUAUUUCACACCUAUUUAAUGUUAACUGAUUGGCUGGAUAUUCUAUUUUGUCUCACACAUGUUUGAUUUCUGUCAUACUGCUCUUACUGCAUCUAGCAACCAAUUUUCAACUGAAUCAUUAUAGCAAAACUUCUAUAAUUCAAGCCAAUUCACUUUGUCAUAUGCUUUCUCUAAAUCAAAAAAUAUACAGUAAACUUUCUCAUUUUCAUAUAUUUGUAAAUAAUGUGAAGAGAAAAAUAUUUUGUCUGGUGAAAAAGAGCAUUCCUUUUGCCAAAAUUUAGGUCAUUCAUACUUGAUAAAACUUUUCAGCAGCCUUCACAAAUUAAUCCCACUUUAGUUUGCUAACUUUUUCCUAUUAUAAGGCAUUGAUGUAGUUUUGACACGUAUUAUACAAGUGGCAUAGCAACUGUAUGGGCAACAAUUAUACUUUAAUAUUUAAAUUAGAUGUCUUUUUCUUUUUUUUCUGCUGUUCCAUAACAUGCUUCUCUCCAGCAUUCCACAAAACAUUAUUUAUUUCCCAUAAGCAUUAUUCUCACAUAAUGGCAUUCUGCACAAAGUCUUUCUAACCUGUUCCAAGUAGCUUUAUAUCUAUGAGACAUCAAUCUAUUAUUUAGAUUAAUUAAGUUCUUGUUGCCCUCUCAGCUUGAUUACCUUUUUUUUCCUGCAGACAUUUCAUUACCAGGCUAGAUAACAUCAUCCGUUCAUAGGAGAAGAAUAUUUGCUGAUUGUUAGUGUUUAUUAGCUUGCCUUACCAGUCUUGAUUGGAGUGUAGUUUUUUCCUUGAUAGUUGCUUGGAUAUAGUUUCCUCCCUGAUUGUUUAUUUGGAUGUUGGCUGCUAUGAGUGAUGUUUGUUUUCUUACUUGAUUUUUGAUGCUAUGUUUUAAAUGGCAUGUGUAUGGAGUUUAUUUCUAUGUGUCUGUUGAUAGUUGAUUUAGUGCAUUGUCAAGCCUCCAAAAAUUCCCUAGCAUUUUAUGGAUUUGGCUUGGUCAAAAAUGCCAGUUUCUCUGCUACAAUUGUGAAGAGAGUUUAAGGAAUUUAUAUCCUGUUUUCUGACUGCUAGCUGAUAUUCAUGGA
Molecule: messenger RNA, 9389 nt
Organism: Ahaetulla prasina
Lineage: Eukaryota; Metazoa; Chordata; Lepidosauria; Squamata; Colubridae
Gene: POLR1F
Product: RNA polymerase I subunit F
Exons: 4
Coding region: 65-1030 (321 amino acids)
Biological process (GO): DNA-templated transcription initiation; DNA-templated transcription
Cellular component (GO): RNA polymerase I complex
Source: RefSeq, a predicted model, not a curated record